This is a messenger RNA of Salvelinus sp. IW2-2015, 1736 nucleotides long. It is a transcript of the gene gpr19, whose product is annotated as G protein-coupled receptor 19. Gene Ontology annotation, biological process: G protein-coupled receptor signaling pathway. The record is from RefSeq and is a predicted model, not a curated record. Lineage: Eukaryota; Metazoa; Chordata; Actinopteri; Salmoniformes; Salmonidae. Gene Ontology annotation, molecular function: neuropeptide receptor activity. Gene Ontology annotation, cellular component: plasma membrane.
UCCUCAUGCGCGACAUUUUGUCUCGGUUCCUAAGCAGAUGCCGCAGUUGUCACGAAGAGGAGGAGGCUGUUAUUGAUAACGGUUGGAACCGAACCGAACAGAACGGACAUGAUUCCAGAUGAAGGAUCGGGGCGAUCCUCCCGAAGCACAAUACCCGUUAGAUUGACGUAAUAAUAAGGAGUUAUUAUGCGACCGUUAUUGCCGUGAGACAGGUCUCCUGUGGUGCAGUUCCCGUAGCGGCAUGGUCUACGCCCAAUCAACAGACAGCAUCAAGCCCUCCCUCCUGUCCCUCCUCUCCCCUUCCUUUACCCUCCCAUGACCUUUAACCUCUCAGACAAUGGCAACACCAGCUCAGCCACACCCUUCCUCUAUAACCACGAUGCCCUCUCCUCCUCCUCUUCCUCCUCCGGCCUCCAGAACACCACCCAGGUGUCGUAUGAACUCACCCCAGCGGAGGUGGCUGUUCUGGGGCUGGUGUUCAGUCUCCUGUGGCUGGUCUCCAUCCUGGGUAAUGCUCUAGUGUGUGUGGUGAUCCACCGUAGCAGAAGAAGUCAGUCCACUACUAACUACUUUGUGGUGUCCAUGGCCUGCGCUGAUCUGUUGCUGUCCCUGGGCUGUGCUCCCUUCAUCCUCCUCCAGGUGACCUGCGGAGRMUGGCCUCUCAGCGCUGCCGCCUGUAAGGCUGUUCGUUACCUGCAGCACCUGUGUCCUGGUGUCCAGGUGUAUGUUCUGCUGUCCAUCUGCGUGGACCGCUUCUACACCAUCGUGUACCCACUAAGCUUCAAGGUGUCCAGGGAGAAAGCGAAGAGGAUGAUCCUGGCCUCCUGGAUGUUGGACGCCGCUUUCGUCUCUCCUUGCCUUUUCUUCUACGGCUCGGAGGCGGCGGCGGCGGACGGGGGCGGGCACUGCGACUUCUUCCUGCCGGCGGGAAGCUGGGACGGCGUGGUGUACGGGUCCGCCCACCUGCUCCUGGGGUUGCUGGUCCCGGCCGUCCUCAUCGUGUGGUUCUACCAGCGYGUGGUCCGCUACAUCUGGAGGAUGGGCGCAGACGGACACACGGUCAGGAGAACCAUGAACAUCGUCCCCAGGACCAAGGUGAAGACCAUCAAGAUGUUCCUCAUGCUGAACGUGGUGUUCCUCGUCACCUGGACUCCCUUCUACGUGGUCCAGCUGUGGCACCCUAGUGAGGCCCCGGGCCCCAGCCGACAGGGGGCUCUGGUCUUCUGCUGUGUGGUCUGGGUGUCGUUCAGCUCCGCCGCCUCCAAACCGUCCCUCUACUCCGUCUACAACGCUAACUUCAGACGCGGCAUGAGGGAGACCUUCUGCGCGUCCUCUAUGAAGUGUUACCGUAGCAACGCCUACACCAUCACCGCCAGCUCCCGCGUGGCCAAGAACAACUACGUGGGCGUGGUGGACGUCCCCGUGGCGACCAAGACGACGCUCACCAAAGACUCCGUCUACGACACGUUUGACCGCGAGGCCAAAGAGAAGAAGCUGGCCUGGCCAAUCAGAGCCAACCCUCCCAACACCUUCGUCUGAUAGGAGGGAGAGGGUUUAACUACCAAUCAGAGCCAACCCUCCCAACACCAUCUGCUGAUAGGAGGGGAGGAGACAGGAUUUAACUACCAAUCAGAGCCAACCCUCCCAACACCGUCGUCUGAUAGGAGGGAGACAGGGUUUAACUACCAAUCAGAGCCAACCCUCCCAACACCAUCUGAUAGGGGGGAGGGAGAUGG